AUGUCCCAUAAUUUCCAGGUGUUCGUCAUUCUGCCUUUAGUAGCUGCUAUGGUUUCCGCUGCCGAAAUCUACUUGCCAGCACCGGCCUACGUUACGUCCUCACUGACUUCACACGGACCCGUCCCAUGGGCUUACUUGCAACCGUAUUACCAAUCAGCUCCACUAGUAGCUUACACAGCGCCGACAGCCAAAUUCAUUGCCACUGCCCCGGCUCAAGUCGUACCUGCCACUAGGGCCGAUGUCGUCGCCGUAGCUCCCGCCAAGAUUGUCGCCCCAACCGUUCCGGUCGCUAAAGUCGCCCAAGUUUUACCCGCACAAUUGCAGCCAGUGGCAGACCCAUCGUACACAUUCGCAUACCAAGUCCAGGAUCAAAUAACCGGUGAUUCCAAAAGUCAAGAAGAAACCCGAAACGGUAACGUCGUGAAAGGCAGAUACAGUUUAAUCGAACCCGAUGGUAGCAGGAGAACCGUAGACUACACAGCUGACCCGACCAAUGGAUUCAACGCAUACGUACAGAAAUCAGAAGCACAACAAGCCGUAUUUGUACCAUCAGUAUCAACAGACGACGUAGAAACUAUCAAAGUAGAAGCCGCUGAAGUCGAACCAGCCAGGUAUGCGCCUUCGGGCUCAAAGCCGUUAAAGAAUACGCUCGCUGCACCAGAAACCAAACCCGAAACUGGUUAUUAA
Cinara cedri is the source of this 687-nucleotide messenger RNA. The record is from the annotation of a GenBank genome assembly. NCBI's taxonomy places the organism in Eukaryota, Metazoa, Arthropoda, Insecta, Hemiptera, Aphididae.